GUGCAGCUUAAGUUAUUAAACCGGGAGCUGAAAUUACAGGUUAGAGGAGCGGGGAGGAUUAAAGUAUUUUUACCGCAAAGCCACAGAGCAAAGGCGCUGAUCUGAAACGGAGAGGCUGCAGACGGAGGGACGGAGGGAGAGAAGACAGACUGAGGAGCAUCUAGUGGAAGAGCUGCUGCUUCUCUUGCAGAUCUCCGCGGCCUGAGGGCCAGCAUGAAGCAGGCACCAUGGGCUUUCUGGAAAACUACCAGGAGAUCGACCCCGUCACUCUGAACCUCUGCAUCCUCAUCGCCAGCUACGUUAUCUUACUCCUGGUUUUUCUCAUUUCCUGCAUCAUGUAUGACUGCCGGGGCAAAGAUCCCACCAAGGAGUACGCUCCGGACCCGCAGCCCACCCAGUCCCCCAUCAGGCUGGUGGUGAUGCAGAGCUCCUCUGCGCCGAUGGGCCGCUGGGACACGGCCAACAUGAUCACCACCUACCACGAACCAUCGCACUCGGACUUCAGGGAGAAGAAGAGCACGAUGGUGUAAUGGACAAGCGCUGAUAAACUCUGUACAUAUCCCAACUUUUUUUUUCUUUUUAUUGCUGUGCAUGUUCGUUUACUUUUGCAUGUUGCUG
This is a messenger RNA of Poeciliopsis prolifica (blackstripe livebearer), 618 nucleotides long. Its product is annotated as small integral membrane protein 36-like. Lineage: Eukaryota; Metazoa; Chordata; Actinopteri; Cyprinodontiformes; Poeciliidae. The transcript has a single exon. Bases 228 to 530 code for a protein of 100 amino acids. The record is from RefSeq and is a predicted model, not a curated record.